Emys orbicularis (European pond turtle) is the source of this 3886-nucleotide messenger RNA. RefSeq names its product cytoplasmic FMR1 interacting protein 2 (gene CYFIP2). Gene Ontology annotation, cellular component: neuron projection; synapse. The record is from RefSeq and is a predicted model, not a curated record. The coding region runs from base 1 to 3867 and encodes 1288 amino acids. NCBI's taxonomy places the organism in Eukaryota, Metazoa, Chordata, Testudines, Emydidae. Gene Ontology annotation, biological process: axon guidance; cell projection assembly; regulation of actin filament polymerization. The transcript is spliced from 30 exons. Gene Ontology annotation, molecular function: small GTPase binding.
AUGACCACUCACGUCACGCUGGAAGAUGCCUUGUCCAAUGUGGACCUGCUGGAGGAGCUACCGCUGCCAGAUCAGCAGCCAUGCAUCGAGCCACCUCCCUCUUCCAUCAUGUACCAGGCUAAUUUCGACACAAACUUUGAAGACAGAAAUGCCUUUGUGACCGGCAUUGCCAGGUACAUCGAACAGGCUACAGUGCACUCUAGCAUGAAUGAAAUGCUGGAGGAAGGACAUGAAUACGCAGUGAUGCUUUACACGUGGAGGAGCUGCUCUCGGGCCAUACCCCAGGUGAAAUGUAACGAACAGCCGAACCGGGUGGAAAUUUAUGAGAAGACUGUGGAAGUUCUGGAGCCGGAGGUCACCAAGCUGAUGAAGUUCAUGUAUUUCCAGCGCAAGGCUAUCGAGCGGUUCUGCAACGAGGUGAAGCGCUUGUGCCAUGCUGAGAGAAGGAAGGAUUUUGUCUCCGAGGCCUAUCUCCUGACGCUGGGGAAAUUCAUUAACAUGUUCGCCGUGCUGGAUGAGCUGAAGAACAUGAAGUGCAGCGUCAAAAAUGACCACUCUGCCUACAAAAGAGCUGCCCAGUUUUUGAGGAAGAUGGCUGACCCACAGUCUAUUCAGGAAUCCCAGAACCUCUCCAUGUUCCUGGCGAACCACAACCGGAUCACACAGUGUCUGCAUCAGCAGCUGGAAGUUAUCCCUGGCUACGAGGAGCUGCUAGCGGAUAUUGUCAACAUCUGUGUGGACUACUAUGAAAACAAGAUGUACUUGACGCCCAGCGAGAAGCACAUGCUCUUAAAGGUGAUGGGCUUUGGUCUGUAUCUGAUGGAUGGGAAUGUCAGCAACAUUUACAAACUGGACACCAAGAAGAGAAUCAAUCUUAGCAAAAUAGACAAGUUCUUCAAGCAGCUGCAGGUGGUUCCUUUAUUCGGCGAUAUGCAGAUAGAACUGGCCAGAUACAUUAAGACCAGUGCUCACUAUGAGGAGAACAAAUCCAAGUGGACGUGCACUCAGAGCAGCAUCAGUCCCCAGUACAACAUCUGUGAGCAGAUGGUCCAGAUCCGAGACGACCACAUCCGCUUCAUCUCGGAGCUCGCUCGCUACAGCAACAGUGAGGUGGUCACCGGCUCGGGGCUGGACAGCCAGAAGUCAGAUGAGGAAUACAGGGAGCUCUUUGACUUGGCUUUACGGGGGCUGCAGCUGCUCUCCAAGUGGAGCGCCCAUGUCAUGGAAGUGUAUUCUUGGAAGCUGGUACAUCCCACCGAUAAGUUCUGUAACAAAGAUUGCCCAGGCACCGCUGAGGAGUACGAGAGAGCCACCCGGUACAACUACACCAGCGAGGAGAAAUUUGCCUUUGUGGAGGUAAUUGCCAUGAUCAAGGGUCUACAAGUGCUGAUGGGCCGGAUGGAGAGUGUCUUUAACCAGGCCAUCAGAAACACUAUCUAUGCAGCCCUGCAAGACUUUGCCCAGGUGACUCUCCGGGAGCCCUUGAGACAAGCAGUCAGGAAGAAGAAGAACGUCCUGAUCAGUGUCCUUCAGGCAAUCCGGAAGACGAUCUGUGACUGGGAGGGAGGUCGGGAGCCCCCUAAUGACCCCUGCCUGAGAGGCGAGAAGGACCCCAAAGGUGGAUUCGAUAUUAAGGUCCCUCGACGAGCAGUGGGUCCAUCGAGCACACAGGUACGUAAACCGUCUCCACUUCCCCAGGGACAGGGAUGGGGGGGGCUUGCUUGUAGAGCACCAUGUGCUGCUGUAUCAGUCAGGAUGCUGCUGGUUUUUUUAAAGCUUUACAUGGUGCGGACCAUGCUGGAGUCACUCAUCGCAGACAAGAGCGGCUCGAAGAAGACUCUGAGGAGCAGCUUGGAUGGGCCGAUAGUCCUGGCCAUUGAGGAGUUCCACAAGCAGUCCUUCUUCUUCACUCACCUUCUCAACAUCAGCGAAGCCCUGCAGCAGUGCUGCGAUCUGUCCCAGCUCUGGUUCCGAGAAUUCUUUCUGGAGCUGACCAUGGGCCGUCGGAUCCAGUUCCCCAUCGAGAUGUCCAUGCCCUGGAUUCUCACGGACCACAUCCUGGAAACCAAGGAACCCUCCAUGAUGGAGUACGUGCUGUAUCCCUUGGACCUAUACAACGACAGCGCAUAUUAUGCCUUAACCAAGUUUAAAAAGCAGUUCCUAUACGAUGAAAUUGAAGCUGAAGUGAACUUGUGUUUUGACCAGUUUGUGUACAAGUUGGCAGAUCAGAUCUUUGCCUAUUAUAAAGCAAUGGCUGGCAGUGUCUUACUGGAUAAACGUUUCCGGGCUGAAUGUAAGAAUUAUGGCGUGAUUAUCCCUUACCCGCCGUCCAAUCGCUACGAGACGUUACUCAAACAGAGACACGUCCAGCUGCUGGGUAGAUCAAUUGACCUGAACAGGCUCAUAACUCAGCGUAUUUCAGCUGCGAUGUACAAAUCGCUAGACCAGGCCAUUAGCCGCUUUGAGAGUGAAGACCUGACCUCCAUUGUGGAGCUGGAGUGGCUCUUGGAGAUAAAUCGUCUGACACACCGGCUGCUGUGUAAGCACAUGACUUUGGACAGUUUUGAUGCAAUGUUCCGAGAGGCCAAUCACAACGUCUCUGCGCCUUAUGGACGCAUCACCCUGCACGUCUUCUGGGAGCUAAACUUUGACUUUCUACCCAACUACUGCUACAAUGGCUCCACCAACCGGUUUGUACGGACAGCGAUUCCAUUCACCCAGGAACCACAGAGAGACAAGCCAGCCAACGUCCAGCCGUAUUACCUCUACGGAUCAAAGCCACUGAACAUUGCCUACAGUCACAUCUACAGCUCCUACCGCAACUUCGUGGGGCCUCCUCAUUUCAAGACAAUCUGCCGGCUCCUAGGCUAUCAAGGGAUCGCAGUGGUGAUGGAGGAGCUGCUGAAGAUCGUCAAAAGCCUGUUACAGGGCACCAUUCUGCAGUAUGUGAAAACAUUGAUAGAGGUGAUGCCCAAGAUAUGCCGCUUGCCAAGACAUGAAUAUGGAUCUCCAGGAAUCUUGGAGUUUUUCCAUCACCAGCUGAAGGACAUCAUUGAGUAUGCAGAGCUGAAGACUGAUGUAUUCCAGAGCCUUAGAGAAGUGGGCAACGCUAUUCUGUUCUGCCUCCUCAUAGAGCAGGCCCUGUCCCAGGAAGAAGUUUGUGAUUUGCUGCAUGCUGCUCCCUUCCAAAAUAUUUUGCCCAGGGUCUACAUCAAAGAAGGAGAACGCUUGGAGGUACGCAUGAAGCGUCUCGAAGCCAAAUAUGCCCCACUUCACCUGGUUCCCUUAAUAGAGAGGCUGGGAACUCCUCAGCAAAUAGCCAUUGCUCGGGAGGGUGACUUGCUGACCAAGGAGCGGCUGUGCUGCGGGCUGUCCAUGUUCGAGGUGAUCCUGACGCGCAUUCGCAGCUACCUGCAGGACCCAAUCUGGCGUGGGCCUCCCCCUACCAACGGGGUCAUGCACGUGGAUGAGUGUGUCGAGUUCCACCGGCUCUGGAGUGCCAUGCAGUUCGUGUACUGCAUCCCCGUGGGGACAAACGAGUUCACUGCAGAGCAGUGCUUUGGAGACGGUUUGAACUGGGCAGGCUGCUCCGUCAUUGUUCUCCUCGGGCAGCAGCGGCGCUUCGACCUCUUUGACUUCUGUUACCAUCUGCUGAAGGUGCAGAGGCAGGAUGGGAAGGAUGAAAUCAUCAAGAACGUGCCCCUGAAGAAGAUGGCUGACCGCAUCAGGAAGUAUCAGAUUCUGAACAACGAGAUUUUCGCCAUCCUGAACAAGUACAUGAAGUCGGUGGAAACAGACAGCUCCACGGUUGAGCACGUGCGCUGCUUCCAGCCCCCCAUCCACCAGUCCCUGGCUACCACUUGCUAAGCAGCAAGUGCUAGUGUGC